AUGGAAGGUCGAAGAUUAGUGGAGGUGGUUCACCUGACGUUUUGUCCUUUUUCAGGCAACGAUCGCCUUUAACUGGAGAGUUCAAUGGAUGAGAGUAGGCUACGGGCUCCGGACCCAGCUCAGCUUGGAGUUUCCAGUUGUCUGGGAAAAUGCCAGAAGAGCUCACCAGAUGCCAAGAGGCAGCCCUUUUCUGGAAAAUCCUUCUACUUGGAUCUGCCUGCCGGCAAGAACCUCCAGUUUUUGACGGGGGCCAUUCAGCAGCUGGGUGGGGUAAUUGAAGGUUUUCUGAGCAAAGAAGUAAGUUACAUCGUGUCCAGCCGCAGGGAGGCGAAGGCCGAGAGCAGCAGGACAAGUCACAGAGGCUGCCCCAGCCCCAGCGAGGUCACAGUGGACACACCGCCCGUGGCCAACCCAAAAGGCAGCCGUGCCAGGCCCGCACAGAAAGCCGUGGACCCAGUGCCUCUGAGCAGAGGGAAGGAGCUCCUGCAGAAGGCCAUCAGAAACCAGGGCAGCAGCAGCGGAGGUGGCAGUGGGCACAGCAGCAGCCUCCUGAGCAACGCCCGCUCCUGGGGGGUGCAGAUUCUCCACGUGGACGAAAUGCUGAUACGGGUGCAGCAACUGUCUCUUGAUGCUCCACGUGUGAAGAAACAAGGGCUGAAGAAGCCAGAGGGAACAUGUCCAGCAGAGUCAAGAACACGGAAAGUGGCCAGACUGAAGGCACCAUUCCUCAAAGUCGAAGAUGAGAGCAGGAAGUUUCGUCCUUUCCACCUUCAGUUUAAAUCCUUUCCUGAAAUUUCUUUUCUGGGACCCAAAGCCGCCAGUCCUUUUGAGGCCCCGAUGACUCCAAGCAGCUCACACCAUACCAGAGAGGCCAAGGACCAGGAGCCAAGCCGGCGAUCAGCUGCCUGCACUGUGCCCAGGAGGAGGAAAGGGUACUGUGAGUGCUGCCAAGAAGCCUUCGAGGAGCUGCACAGGCAUCUCCAGAGCCCCCGGCACCAGGGCUUUGCCCUGGAAGCCCACCUGUACGCUGAAGUCGAUCGGAUCAUCGCCCAGCUGAGCCACAGCUUUGCAGACGCCCCCUUCCAGGCCAGCCUCCCCGGGCAGCCAGGCUCCUUGGCUUCAGACUGUGACCCUCUAUGUCCUGAGCCUCCGCCUCCCCACUGGCCCUCCCCUCUCAGGGCAGCGUCUCCCUGGAGGAGGAACGACGGUCGUCAGCAGGCCCCAGGUGCCACCGAGCGUGGUGGGACUGUGAGUGGCAUGAAGGCAGCAGCAGAGCCUGUGGAGGCGGGCAAGAUUCCUGAACCGAUAGCGAGCUGCCGGGAGCUGAAGGGCCAGCAGGUGGACCAGCUGCUCCCGAUGGUUCUGGACCUCCCAGCCUCUUCCAGGCCCCUGACUCCCAACCCCAGCCCACCGCCAACAGAGAACUACUUCUAUGAGUCCCCGCCCACCCCUGGGCAUGCAGCUCUGGGGCCAGACAACUCCCAACUUGAGGGCAAGUUAUACAUCAGCUGA
Messenger RNA from Budorcas taxicolor (takin), 1512 nucleotides. It is a transcript of the gene DBF4B, whose product is annotated as DBF4 zinc finger B. Gene Ontology annotation, molecular function: protein serine/threonine kinase activator activity; nucleic acid binding; zinc ion binding. The record is from RefSeq and is a predicted model, not a curated record. Gene Ontology annotation, cellular component: Dbf4-dependent protein kinase complex; nucleus. NCBI's taxonomy places the organism in Eukaryota, Metazoa, Chordata, Mammalia, Artiodactyla, Bovidae. The transcript is spliced from 13 exons. Gene Ontology annotation, biological process: positive regulation of nuclear cell cycle DNA replication; regulation of cell cycle phase transition.